CCCACCGAAGAAGAAGAUCUGUGACAAUCACUGAGUUUUAUAAAUAAGCGGUGCCAAUCAAUCCAUUAUGUCAUAGAAGAAGAGGAGUCCAUGUUUGAUAACACUUUUUUUUUUUGCAUCUGAUGCAAGACAUUGUUAAACAUUACUAAGAGCAUUUUGACUGUCGAAGUCGGGAGAUUGUUUGUUUUUUCCCCCCCCCGGAAGGUCACCUUCCUAGCUAGCUUCAUAUCCAGCCAGUGAUAUGGAAGUUGAGGCAGACAGAAAGUUUCAGCUAAAGUUAGCAUGCUAGCUAAGUAGCUUAACAAGUAUUUUAUUUUUCCUUCAUUUCAGUGAGUGUUGUUCGUUUUUUGUAGAUACCUCUCGUAUGGAUAUAAUAUUAUAGCUAGAUGUCAGCGUUAUGUAGUAGAGAGCAGGUUCAUCUGAAUCACAGCUUUGUAGUUUCCUGGUUGUUAGCCGAGGUAACCUAGCUAGCUGAGGUAACCUAGCUAGCUAAGGUUAGCGAGCAGUAGCACUGCGUAUGCAAUGGAUGGUCUGUCUAUCGGCAUUUCUGUUUUGCUGUGAAAGACGUCGGUUCAUAGUUGCUUUAGCUGGCUAAGUGAACGUUAUAGUUUAUUGCAUUUUUUUGUUACGCUUGCAACGUUCAUGUAAAAUAGCUAAACUAGCAUUGAAUAAGCAGUAAGAAGCACUUUUUAUUUUUAAAGUUAUAAAAAGUUGCUAGCUAUAUAGAAGAGAGGUCAUCGUUAACAGGUGUUUCAGUUGGGAGAAGUCAGCUGUAUUUGGCUUCAUUCUGCUUUUUUUUUUAUAUUCGGCACUAAAACCGCUAGCUAACAAGCUAUCAAAAAUGUUGGUAAUGUAUGAAAAGCUUCCCGAGCAGCUCAAGAAAACAUCCCAUGCCAGGAAAGCCGUUAUCCUUCUCGUCGCUGCCUAUGGAAUCAAGAAACUCUACCCUUACUUAUGGACUAAACUCAGGAAGAAAGUUGGGGGUACACCACUCCAAGUCCCCCUGAGCUCUAACGGGGUGCUGCUACUACAGGAGGGGUCAGAGAAACAAGGAAAGAAGAUAAAUAGUAACUCGCCAGCGGUGAACCAAGAGUUUCUGAAGAGGCUAAGUCACCUGCUUCAUAUCAUGUUCCCCCAGCUGUUCUGUAAGGAGUUGGUUCUGCUAGGGUUCCACUCCCUGGCUCUCAUCUCCAGAACCUUCCUCUCUAUCUACGUGGCCAGCCUGGAUGGCAUGAUAGUAAAGACCAUUGUGAAGAAGGACCCCCAGGCGUUUGUGUGGGAGUUGACAAAAUGGCUGCUGAUUGCUGUCCCGGCCACCUUUGUGAACAGCGCUAUCCGUUACCUGGAGGGACAGUUGGCACUGGCCUUCCGCACGCGCUUGGUAACCCACGCCUAUAAGCUCUACUUCAGUGACCAAACAUACUACCGCGUCAGCAACAUGGACGGACGCCUCGCCAACCCAGACCAGUCUCUGACAGAAGACAUGGUGAUGUUUGCUGGCUCUGUGGCCCACCUGUACUCCAACCUGACCAAGCCAUGUCUGGAUGUGGUGGUGACCUGUUACACCCUCCUCAGGACGGCUGAGUCUAAAGGAGCCAACACCACCUGGCCCUCCGUCAUCGCCGGCGUUGUCGUGGCGAUCACCGCCAAGGUUCUGAGGAUGUUCUCGCCGCGGUUCGGUAAGCUAGUGGUGGAAGAAGCCCGGAGGAAAGGGGAGUUGAGGUACAUGCACUCACGCAUCAUCGCCAACUCAGAGGAGAUCGCCUUCUACGGAGGACACAAGGUGGAGAUGUCCCAGCUGCAGCGGUCCUACCGCUCCUUGUCGUCCCAGAUCAACCUGAUCCUGUUUAAGCGUCUGUGGUACGUGAUGCUGGAGCAGUUCCUGAUGAAAUACCUGUGGAGCGCUUCGGGACUCGUCAUGGUGGCUGUACCAAUCAUCACCGCCACGGGGUACUCCAGAUAUGACUCCGAGGAUGUGAAGCAGUUGGCCAUGAAUUUGAAAGAGGAGGACCUAGUGAGUGAGAGGGCUCAGGCCUUCUCCACCGCCAGGAACCUCCUCAACUCCGCUGCCGACGCCGUCGAGAGAAUCAUGAGCUCUUACAAGGAGGUGACUGAGCUGGCUGGGUACACAGCCCGUGUGCACGAGAUGUUCACUGUGUUCGAGGACGUGCGUGCGGGCGUGUUCCGUCGCUCUGCGGGGGGAGGGGAUGAGCAGACGGGGGGAGGAACACAGCUGGUGCAGCACGGCAUGAGGGUGGAGGGACCAAUCAUGAUACGAGGUCAGGUGAUCGACGUGGAGAAGGGCAUCAGCUGUGAGAACCUUCCCAUCAUCACACCAACAGGAGACGUUGUAGUGUCCAGCCUCAACAUCAAGGUGGAGGAAGGGAUGCAUCUGUUAAUAACAGGUCCUAACGGCUGUGGGAAGAGCUCUCUGUUCAGGAUCCUCAGUGGUCUGUGGCCAGUCUAUGGAGGGGUGCUUUACAAACCACCACCCCAAAACAUGUUCUACAUACCUCAGAGGCCGUACAUGUCAGUGGGGACCCUGCGAGACCAGUUGAUUUACCCAGACACCGAGACAGAGAUGGAGGACAGAGGGUUCACGGACCAGCAGCUAGAGGGGAUCCUCGGAACCGUCAACCUGGUCUACAUUCUGGAGAGGGAAGGAGGGUGGAGUGCAGAAAGCGACUGGAAGGACGUGUUGUCAGGAGGCGAGAAACAGAGGAUUGGGAUGGCACGGAUGUUCUACCACAGGCCUAAGUAUGCCCUGCUAGACGAGUGCACCAGCGCUGUCAGCAUCGACGUGGAGGGGAAGAUCUUCCAGGCUGCAAAGGAUGCUGGGAUAGCACUGCUUUCGAUAACCCAUCGACCCUCCCUCUGGAAGUACCACACCCACCUGCUUCAGUUUGACGGCGAGGGUGGCUGGCGGUUCGAGAAGCUGGACGCCUCCACACGGGUCUCUCUCCAGGAUGAGAAACAGAAGCUGGAGUCCCAGCUCUCUGGGAUACCCAAGAUGCAACAGCGCCUGUCGGAUCUCUGCCGCAUGCUGGGGGAGGACGCCACCAUGUCAGGAAGCGGGGGGGGGGAGGAAGCAGGGGAGGAGGAGAAACGGAAGGAGGAGAAGGAGGAGUGACGAACAAGGACAAUAGAAGGAUGAUGAUCGUGUGGAUGGAUGGAUGGAUGGAUGGGAAUGAAGGAACUUUAAGCCCUGUGGUAUUUGUCCCCUAGACGAGGUGUAGCUCUACUCGUAUUGUUACUAAUAGGUUCCAGUCCUUUCAGAUCCUCUGGGCUGCUCAGGCCAUAGGGUCGAGGUCCAAGAGGCUGGGUCUUCUAGUGUAUAAUGUGGUUCUGGACAUCCAACCACUCAGAUGUGGCUGUUAAAGUGGAAAAGAAAACUGAGCAGCAGUGUGGAAGUAGACUCUAGGGGGGAGGGUGGUAGUGUAGUGGGAGGAGGAAGUAGACUCUAGGGGGGAGGGUGGUAGUGGGA
Salmo salar (Atlantic salmon) is the source of this 3484-nucleotide messenger RNA. It is a transcript of the gene abcd1, whose product is annotated as ATP binding cassette subfamily D member 1. Gene Ontology annotation, biological process: very long-chain fatty acid catabolic process; peroxisome organization; fatty acid beta-oxidation. Gene Ontology annotation, molecular function: ATP binding; long-chain fatty acid transmembrane transporter activity; ATP hydrolysis activity. The record is from RefSeq and is a predicted model, not a curated record. Gene Ontology annotation, cellular component: peroxisomal membrane. Lineage: Eukaryota; Metazoa; Chordata; Actinopteri; Salmoniformes; Salmonidae.